Messenger RNA from Halichondria panicea, 1312 nucleotides. RefSeq lists its product as uncharacterized. NCBI's taxonomy places the organism in Eukaryota, Metazoa, Porifera, Demospongiae, Suberitida, Halichondriidae. The coding region runs from base 164 to 1039 and encodes 291 amino acids. The transcript is spliced from 7 exons. The record is from RefSeq and is a predicted model, not a curated record. Gene Ontology annotation, cellular component: membrane.
AUGUAAUAAUUAUAAUCACUGCACAUCACCUUGGAUACGAAGUAAAUCAGUAAAAGACAAACUAACUAGCUCGUACUCGCCUCUGAGUAUUACUAUUUAGCUGCUACUUAUUGCCCCUUCGCAAUUUCUUGUUUGAGACGUCAGUAUAAUCACGCUAAAAAAAAUGAAUAACAACCUGUUAGUGCCGGCACUGCUGCUCCUCUCGUUGUUUGCUACCUCUUCUGCGUACCUUGAUGGAGCUCGUGAAGAGUCUUGUUACGACCACAGCAUUAUUCACACUGUAGAUUUAGGGGGGGGUGAAGUUAUAAAUGAUCCAAGUACAGUCUGUAACACCCCCUGUGGCUACCAACUAUAUGUUGUUGGGGAACGAGCAGAAAAUGGAACUCUGAUAGAAUAUGAAACGAGUACGACAACAAGUUUUGAGUACAAGCUGAACACCACUUAUCAAUUUUCGUUGAGGAUAAUCAUGUUGGCGGGUGGUCAGCAAACGAACGGCUUUGUAGGGUUCCUGGUUCAAGCUCGUAAUUACACAGACAUGUUUGUCCCUGAAUCCUCCAUACACGGGACGUGGGAGGACGAUACAAUGCUAUAUUAUAGACCACUGAACUGUGGCAAAUCCGUGGCCGAUACAUCUAUGCUUUAUCCUAACUCGGCUACUCAAAGGCUAUCUAUGGACAUUGCUGAUAUAAUGGGAGACAAUGAGGUGCUUCUCUACUGGGUAUCACCUGUCAAACAAGAUGACGCAGUCACCGUUGUGUUCUGGUAUACAAUUGUUCAGCAGCAUCGUGCUCAUUUUUUCCCUGUGAGAGGACCUGUUGGAAAUCCUCCUCCUCCUCCUACUCUACCUCCUACCACUCUACCUCCUACCACUCUGCCUCCUACCAAUCCACCGACAACUGAAACCGGUCCAUCGGUAAUUAGUGCAACUGAUUCUGGUCCACCGGUAACUGAUUCAGACAACAACGCUGCUGGCCUCACUGCUUCAGUGACCAUCUGGGCCAUUGGAAUCGCACUCAUUGCUGCACUCAAGCCGUUCUGAACUGGAGUAGUACGUAUACUGCAACUGAGUAGUUGAAUAUUCAUCAUUACAUAUUCAUCAUUACAUAUUCAUCAUUACAUAUUCAUCAUUACAUAUUCAUCAUUACAUACAUGUAAUUAUACUGAAGCGGAGUAGUUGAACAUUUUAUCAUUACCCUAUUGAACAUUUCUUAGCAUUACAACAUUCUCAGAUUGUAUACAGUACAUUAAUCAUGUAAAUAAUUUUAUUAUACAUUAUGUUGUGAUGACAAAAAUUUUCUCAGCAUAAACAUUA